Messenger RNA from Patella vulgata (common limpet), 2099 nucleotides. Its product is annotated as carbohydrate sulfotransferase 15. NCBI's taxonomy places the organism in Eukaryota, Metazoa, Mollusca, Gastropoda, Patellidae. The record is from RefSeq and is a predicted model, not a curated record. Gene Ontology annotation, biological process: hexose biosynthetic process. The transcript has 8 exons. Gene Ontology annotation, molecular function: N-acetylgalactosamine 4-sulfate 6-O-sulfotransferase activity. The coding region runs from base 475 to 1914 and encodes 479 amino acids.
AGAGUUACAUAGUUGGGUCUAAUCCAGAGUUUACGCUGUUUCAUUUAUGAGUUAAUGAAAGUUCUUUUUAACAUUCACAUUAUUAUCAUUCAUGUGAAUAAUCUUAUCAGUCAAGUGAAUAUUCUUGUUACUCUACUGGAUAAUUAUGUGAAUAUACGAAUGUUUGAAUAAUUAUAAAGUUCAAGUGGCGCUUAUUAUAAUUUAUUUAUCAGUGAAUAGUUUAUAUCUAGUGGCAGUGAAUAUAGUGAAUAACUUAAUAUUCACCAAAUGUGAAUAAUCGUAUACUUACGACAAGGGAAUACUUGCUGUUAACUCUACACACGCCUAUGUGAUCCCCGAGUGAAAUACGUUCUCACUACAAAGCAGUUAUCAUCACAGGUUUACUAGCGAGUAGAUAUUAAAUAUAUAUAUUUACAACCAGUGGAUAUUCUUUUAUUUUAAGUACGUGUCUUUAAUACAGUGAAAAUAUUUAAAAUGAAAAGACAUAAUAUCCAAGCGAUAUUGACUUAUCGCGAAGGUUUACAGUGUUUUAAGAAGAACGACAUGUUUCGAUUCCGAUUAAAGAGACUUUCCAUCGCUGGGAUUAUUAUCUUUAUUGUGGUGCUUAUAUAUAAUUCUAACAAUCGUGUACAGCAACAGACUUAUACACAUAGAGAAGUGCUAGAUAAAAUGAAUGUAUAUGACGAAUUUGGAGAAUUGAGUGAAAAACGGCAAAAAUUAAUAGAAGAACAAUUAAAACAGAACAAUGUUAUUAAACAGAGUAAUGGCGUUGAAGAUGACCAAUUAGAACAGCAUGGUGAAUCAGAUAUAGUGAGGAAGAUGGACGUAUUAAAAAAUAAAAGGAAUAUAGAUUAUAGUAGAUAUACAGAUGUAUUAUCAAUGCAAAGACCAAAAUAUUUACCCAAUUAUAAAAAUCCCUGCUGGGAAUGGACAGAAGGAAAUAGUACAAGAGUGCGCUGUUUGCCCUAUUUCCAUCUCGUGGGGGUUGAUAAAUGUGGAACGACAGAUUUAUGGGGGAGAAUACGACAACAUCCACAAAUUCUUCCUAACGCUGGAAUUGGUGGAAAGGAAACACAUUGGUGGUCGUGGAGAAGAUUUGGUUUUGAUAUUUGGGUUGAAGACAGAACUCCUUGGACUUUUGAGAAUUAUUUAAGUGUAUUUGAUGCAGCUGCAAGUAAAAUCGAAUCUGUUGUAGAGAAAAUGGAGGGAUAUGAAGACGAUUAUCAUCCAUUAAUAACAGGGGAAGGGAGUCCAACUGUGUUCUGGGAUUUUACUGGUUGGGAUCACAUGCCACAGAAUAAAGAUAAAAUAGCAGAUGAUGCUUUAUCAACACCCGAUGCUUUACAUCAUUUAACACCUAGCUCUUACUUUUUAUUAUUACUUAGAAAUCCUACAGAAAGAAUGUAUUCGGAUUACAUGUUUUUAGAUUUAUUUCGUCCAGUACAUAAUAUAUCAGCAGAAAAUUUUCACCAUGGUGUUAUAAAAUCUAUCAAGAUGUUCGAAGAUUGUAAGAAAAUAAAGACAUUAAAAGGCUGUUUAUAUGAUAAACAGUUACAUAUGGAUAUACCGGUGAGAAUUUUUGUAGGAAUGUAUGUUGUUUAUCUUAAAGAAUGGUUUGAAGUAUUUGAAAAAGAUAGAUUUCUCAUUUUUAAAAAUGAAGAAUAUUCUAAAGAUAUUAAAUCACAUGUUCAGAAAGUUUUCCAGUUCUUAGAUUUAAAUACUUUAUCAGAUGAAGAAAUGGAGAAAAUUGUAAACCAAAAACGAGCUUUUGACCAGUCUAAGACAAAGAAAUCUACUGGUCCAAUGUGGCAAGAAACACGACAAAUAUUGGACGACUUAUAUAGAAGCUAUAAUGAAGAAUUAGCAGAACUCCUUGCUGACAAUAAAUAUUUAUGGAAAGACGAUUCUAAAUAGUGACAUAAUUAAACAUACUAAAGAGCGAAAUCUUGGAUUUGUGUAAUAACAAUAUCAAUCUGGUUGUGAAUGGAUAUUAAUAUAUGUGACCAUUUGUGCAAGACUGUUUUUGCUUGUGAGCCAAAAAUAAUAUUUCUUAUUUGAGGAAUUUUAGCCAAUGUGUAUAAAAUAUGCUUGGUACAGCA